This is a messenger RNA of Emiliania huxleyi CCMP1516, 1296 nucleotides long. RefSeq names its product coproporphyrinogen III oxidase. NCBI's taxonomy places the organism in Eukaryota, Haptophyta, Isochrysidales, Noelaerhabdaceae. Gene Ontology annotation, biological process: porphyrin-containing compound biosynthetic process. Bases 1 to 1296 code for a protein of 431 amino acids. The transcript is spliced from 5 exons. Gene Ontology annotation, molecular function: 4 iron, 4 sulfur cluster binding; coproporphyrinogen oxidase activity. Gene Ontology annotation, cellular component: cytoplasm. The record is from RefSeq and is a predicted model, not a curated record.
AUGCCGCCAGCAACGCCUCGAGCCGCCUACGUCCACCUGCCCUUCUGCCGCCGCCGCUGCUUCUACUGCGACUUUCCCAUUUCUGUCGUCGGGUCCAAGCCGGGUGCUGCGGAUGCGGCGGCGGAGCGGUAUUGCGCGCUCCUCCACCGGGAGAUCGCCGCCAGCCCGAGCCGGCAGCCGGGUGCUCCGCCACUCGCGUCCCUGUAUUUUGGUGGCGGCACGCCGUCGCUGACGCCGCCUCCGCUGCUGGCGGGGCUGGUCGACGGCUUGCGCGACGCCUAUGGUCUCGCCGACGGGUGCGAGGUCACGCUCGAGAUGGAUCCGGGCACCUUCGAUGUAGCGCGGCUGCGCGCCUUCCUCGAGGCAGGCGUCACGCGCGUGAGCCUCGGCGUGCAGUCGUUCGACGACAAGCUGCUAACGUCGGCAGGCCGAUCCCACGACGCCGCCGAGGCGCGCGCCGCCGUCGAGAUCCUCAUGCAGGCGCAGUCCUCGGCCGGCGGCCUCCCGGGCGAGGACCUCGCCUCGUGGCGCCGAUCGCUCAAUGCGGCCGCCACGACGGGCGCGCAGCACAUCUCUGUCUACGACCUUCAGGUGGAGCCGCGCACUGCGUACGGCCGGUGGGCGGAGGCGGGCACGCUCAAGGCGCUGCCCGACGAGGCCCUCGCAGCGGAGAUGUACCGCGAGGCGUCGGCUGUGCUGAGGGCGCGCGCUGCUGCGGCGGGGCGCGGGCAGAGGGCGCACGGGCUGCAGCGGUACGAGGUCUCCUCCUUUGGGCGGGAGGGGCACCGCUCGCAACACAACUCCGCCUAUUGGCGCAAUGAGCCUUUCUUUGCUUUCGGCUUGGGCGCCACUUCGCACCUCGACGGCGUGCGGCUCGCGCGGCCGCGGCGAAUGGACGCAUACGAGGCCUUUGCGGAGCUGGGCGUGCGUGAGGAGGGCGUCGAAGCGAUGACGACACUCAUCAUGCUGCAGCUCCGCACCACGCGGGGGCUGCUGCCGGCGGAGCUGACGCCGCGCUUCGGCGAGACGCUCGCCGCUGCGGCCGAGGGCGCGUGCCGCGACGCCGCAGCCGAGUUGCCCGCCGAGUGGUGGGUGAUGGAGGCGGAGGAGGCGAGCGGCGGGGGCGACAGCGGUGCUGAGGCAGCACCGCGUUGCCGUCGCUUCGCGUUGCGAGACCCGGAGGGGCUGCUCUUCUCGAAUGACGCGAUUUCGACCGUCUUUGCCCGGCUCGACGAACGACUCGAGCGUGACGACGUUGGUGGGGGCGGCUUGGGUGGCUGCGAGGCGGGAAGUUAG